AUGGCAUCAAAUACAUCACAAAAGUCGUCUAUAGAUAUUGAAGAUGAUCAAGCAGGUCUUUAUCAUAUAGUGUGGCUUGAUAAAAACAUGAACACAUUUUAUAAUAGACGAAUAUUGAAAAAAUUGAGUGACAUUGAUCGAACAAUAGAUUCGUUUGCAAGUACAGAAGAAUUUAUUUCUUAUCUACGACAACCAGAUGGUAAACAAACAAUGUCUUACAUUAUUUUUAUUGUAUCUGGUGCUCUUAGUGAAGAAGUAAUACCUGCUAUAGAAAGAUACAGCUGUAUUUUUGCAAUUUUUAUUUUUUGUAAAAAUAUUGAAAAUUAUGAACAUUUGAAAUGUGAUAAACUUCGAGCAAUUUGUACAGAUGCUGAGGAAUUAAUAAACUAUAUUGAAAUGCUUAUAGUAAGAAAUAAUGCUACAACUGAUUUUAGUAUAAUGCCUGAUCAAUCUUCUACAAAUUCAGAUUCCAUAUCAUCGAAAGAUACAUCAAAAGAUCAAUAUCCAAUUCGAAAUUUAAAAGAAGAUCAAGCAAGUUUUCUUUGGUUUAAUCAAAUGCAUAAGUUUAUGGUUACAUUGGAAAAUGAUGACGAUAAAAAAGCUAAAAUAGAAAUGAUUGAACAUAGCCUUAAACAGUUUGAAGGACAACGUAAGAUGUUGAAUAAAAUAGAUGAAUUUAAAAGUCAACCAUUGAUCGAAGAUCAAGAAAAAGCUAUUUUUUUUUAUACAGAUAAUUCAUUUAUAUAUCAAUGUACGAAUACAGUCUUAAGAAAAGAAAAUGUCUCACAAGUUUAUUCUUGUCGUUACAUAAUUAAGUUACUUUGUCGUCAAUUGAAACAACAACAUGAACUAUUUAUUAAAGAGUACAAUAAAAAAUCAAAGAGAAAAUCUUUACUUCGUCUCUAUCGUGGUCAACCGUUGAAAUCGGAAUAUAUUCGUCUUCUUGCAACAAAUAUCAACAGUUUAAUAUCUCUCAAUGGAUUCGUAUCAACAACAAGGGACAUAGAUAUUGCAAUGUCCUUUAUUCAGAAUCAUAUGCAGAAAGAUUUGGAACCUGUUCUAAUGAAAAUCGAUAUUGAUAUGACAAGUGAACAUAGUGUAGCAUUCGCUGAUAUCAGUAGUUUUAGUAAAUUUCCGAAUGAACAAGAAGUUCUUCUAUCUAUUGGAUCUAUAUUUCGUGUUAAAUCGGUCAAAUUUGAUGACAAAAAACAAAUAUAUAUAAUUCAUUUUUCAUUAAGCCAAGAUGAUCAAUUGACUGUUAUUAAAUAUAUUGAACAAACGUAUGUGGACAAUGUGAAUUCUGAUGAUCUAUCAGUUCUCUUCGGAAAACUACUUUUUGAUAUGGGAAAAUGCGAGUCUGCAUUUAAAUAUUUCUCGGAUGCACUCGAGCGUUUAUCGGAUAAUAAUAAUCGAAUUCGAGCAACUUAUUUGAAUAAUAUUGGUAUAUGUUACAAUGAAAUGAGUAAUCAAGAUGAAGCAUUAAGAUAUUAUACAAAGGCACUUGAUAUUUAUGAACAGACAAAUAAUGUUCGUGGUGUGGGUACUUGUCUACAUAAUAUAGCCAGUAUUCAUUAUGCUCGAAGAGACUAUGAGAAAGCCAGUGGUUUGGCGUUGAAGGCACUUGGUAUUCGACAAAAUAAUGUAGAACAAGCUUCAACUCAUGAUCUUCUUGGUUGUAUUUAUUUAGCCUUAUGUAAUAAUGUCGAUGCUGCGUAUGAUCAUUUUGAACAAGCGUUAAAAUUACGAUUAAAAUCUUUGCGUGAAAUUAAUCCUUAUCAUCCUGAUAUUGGUGUAAGUUAUCACAAUCUUGGUAAGGUUAAUGAAAAAAUAUUAAAAUACGCUAAAGCUGAUCUAAAUUAUUCACGAGCUGCUGAAAUCUAUCAUCAUAAUUUUCCACGAACACAUCCCUUGGUGACACAAAUUAACGAAUGCUUAAUACAGAUCAAAAAACAUUUGAAACGUUAA
Rotaria sp. Silwood2 is the source of this 1965-nucleotide messenger RNA. NCBI's taxonomy places the organism in Eukaryota, Metazoa, Rotifera, Eurotatoria, Philodinida, Philodinidae. The record is from the annotation of a GenBank genome assembly.